AUGAAGUUUCUUGAGAUUGACGAUCCUUGUGAAGUGUUACCGAUUAGCUGCCGUUUGCUGCAGCUCUUCGGUCUGGGACGUGGUGACAAGAUUAAGUGGUUCUUCUGGAUUCAAUGUGCAUUCUAUGGGAAUGAGAUUCUAUUGGCACUUCAGGAGCUCCCAUGGUAUGAACAACCAGUGAAGAUACAAAAACAAAUCCUCCUGAUGAUAAGACGCUCGCAAGUGCCCACCGUACUAUCAGCAGGGAAGCUCGUCUCCGUCAACAUUGCUCUGUUCAGCUCGAUGAUACAAAAGACGUACUCCUUGUACCUGGUUAUGAAGGACAUCUUUUAA
This is a messenger RNA of Anopheles darlingi, 333 nucleotides long. RefSeq names its product odorant receptor 43a-like. Gene Ontology annotation, molecular function: olfactory receptor activity; odorant binding. The record is from RefSeq and is a predicted model, not a curated record. The transcript has 2 exons. Gene Ontology annotation, cellular component: plasma membrane. The coding region runs from base 1 to 333 and encodes 110 amino acids. Lineage: Eukaryota; Metazoa; Arthropoda; Insecta; Diptera; Culicidae. Gene Ontology annotation, biological process: sensory perception of smell; detection of chemical stimulus involved in sensory perception of smell.